This is a messenger RNA of Drosophila hydei, 696 nucleotides long. RefSeq names its product DNA polymerase epsilon subunit 3 (gene Chrac-14). NCBI's taxonomy places the organism in Eukaryota, Metazoa, Arthropoda, Insecta, Diptera, Drosophilidae. Gene Ontology annotation, molecular function: protein heterodimerization activity; chromatin DNA binding. Bases 96 to 494 code for a protein of 132 amino acids. Gene Ontology annotation, biological process: leading strand elongation; heterochromatin formation; DNA damage response. The transcript has a single exon. Gene Ontology annotation, cellular component: CHRAC; epsilon DNA polymerase complex. The record is from RefSeq and is a predicted model, not a curated record.
UCAUCUGUGGUUAACGCGGGAAAGAAUAACUAAACGCAUUUGCACGGGAUAGAAAAAGCGUUGCUAUUCCUUGCUUAAAAUAAAUAUAAUACAAUAUGGUCGAACGCAUUGAAGACUUGAAUCUGCCCAACGCUGUGAUAGCGCGAUUGAUUAAAGAAGCCCUACCGGAAGGCUCUAAUGUAAGCAAAGAGGCGCGUGCCGCAAUCGCAAAGGCAGCUUCUGUUUUUGCAAUAUUUAUAACAUCAUCCUCGACGGCAUUGGCACACAAACAGAACCACAGGACCAUUACAGCCAAAGAUAUUUUGCAAACGUUAAAUGAACUGGACUUUGAGAGCUUUGUACCGUCGCUGACUCAAGAUCUGGAGGUCUAUAGAAAGAUGGUUAAGGACAAAAAGGAAAGUAAAGCCAACAACAAGAAGGAUGUUUCAGCUGGAGAUGCCGCUGCAAGUAGCAGCUCAGCAGCAGUAGCCGCAGAUAAUGAAGAUGCCACCUAACAGGUGGAGCAGGCAGCGUACUGGCUAUGACUUCUAAUUCGCGCGUUAUAUAUGCAUACAUAUAGGAAUUAAUAAUAGUUAGUGUUAAUAAUAGUAAGGCAUAUUUCUUAGUAUAAUCUAUCUCAUAUAUAAGCUUAAUAUUAAUGUUAAAAGAGUAAUACUAUGUGUGGUACUGAUUAAAAAGCCAUAGACUAUUGUCCUA